Sphaerodactylus townsendi is the source of this 776-nucleotide messenger RNA. RefSeq names its product transmembrane protein 174 (gene TMEM174). The record is from RefSeq and is a predicted model, not a curated record. NCBI's taxonomy places the organism in Eukaryota, Metazoa, Chordata, Lepidosauria, Squamata, Sphaerodactylidae.
GGUCUGCAAUAAUGGAGCGGAGUAGCAGCCCCAUCAAAGACUACUCCGUCAAUGUCUUCUCCAUCACUCUGUGCCAGCCAUACAGUUCUGAAGUCCAGGUAUCCGAUGGCGACAAAGCUGGUGCCACUUUUCUCUGGUCUUUUUUGGGACUAAUAGGAAUUACUUUCACAGUGAUGGGAUGGGUGAAAUACGAAGGCGUUUCUCAUUUUGAAUGGACUCAGCUGCUGGGGCCGAUUCUGCUUUCAGCCAGAGUGACUUUCUUGCUGAUCUCAGUGUGCUGCAAAUUUAAAAUGCUCACCUGUAAACCUUGCAGUGAAAGAGAAGAAAGAACCUCAGGGAUGGACCAGAGUCCUUCUCGGACUGUUUUCACUGGAAUUAGCCAGCCUAUAACUUUUUACUGGGCUACAGUGGUACAAUAUAUCCUUUCUUACCCACCUCAGGAAAGUCUUGAUAUAUAUUCUGCAAAUUUCCACCAAGUUUGCGGCCAUCAUGUGCUUCUUCCAUCUUCUGGACCAAUCAUUCCUGGUCCCCGCCCUCCCCAGUAUUAGAAUGUCUACCCAGUGGAUAACUUUGUUUUGUCUGUAGAUGAGAACCAUUCUGCUUAUCUUUCAGCGAACACCAGAAGUGAAAGGUCUUCCUGUGAAUCUCAACUAAAGACAAAAAUGCAACCUCAAGUAUACUUUUCAGCCAAAGCACCAUCAGAAAUACUGGCAGCCCCCCCACCCCGCCCCAAUCACAAAGGACACCCCCAACUCCUCCACAGCAUAUAUGCAUGA